AAUAUGCUAGCUCAUAAUUUAUGUGAAGCAGCAAAGAGAAAUCGAGUUUGGGAAGUGGUAAAAUUAACAAAAAUAAAUCCUUUGUUUAGUGAUGUUGCUAGAUCUGAUGAUGUGCGUGCAUGCCCAGUUGGCAAAUUCUUGAGGCACUGCACGCAGAGGCAACGUGUGAAGAACCCACCUGCCACGUGUUGGAGUGCUUCUCCCAUCUGCUCCCUUAGGACCACAAAAAUAACAUAAGCUCCAUUCCAAAACCAAGGAAUCUGAACCUAAGCUGCACCCAAAUCAAACAUUCUCUGAGCCCUCAGAUCUCCAAUCAGAAAGCAGCUAUUGUUCUCCAUUAAGUCCAUGUCAUACUUUUGGUGCAUAGAAGCUCAGACAACGGCUGCCUCGCCGUAGAUAAUGGCCUCAAAAUUUUCCAGCUCAGUAUAAUUCCCAUCACGUAAAAGACGCAUGGCCACAAAGAAAACAUAGCAUCCUUCUUUUCUCACUGGAUAUGGUCAUCUUUUCUGUUUCGUUGGCUUGGAAGAAAUAAAACUGAGAGUAUCAUGAGCUAUGUGCUGAAAACUAUGCUCCGGCUACAGAUUUCCGGCCAUGCAAUCAGAGACAACAGACUUCCACGUAUUGGAGGUUAUCGGAAGGAGUGGGUUCUUCGAGUUUGGCAAGUGAACUGGCAGUCGAAGUGGAAUCAUGUGAGCAUUGUCAAGGCCUUGAAGGAUGAGGCUGAAGGUGGUGCAAGUGGAUUUGCAGGCCAAAGAUGGGAUCCUGGCUUAGAGAUUGAAGUCCCCUUUGAGCAGAGACCGGUGAACGAGUAUUCCUUGUUGAAAAAUAGCAUCCUUUACUCAUGGGGUGACCUAAGUCCACGGUCAUUAUUUCUUCGCCUUGGAAGCUUGUGGCUGGUAACUUUUACAGUUCUAGGGGCACCAAUAGCAGCUGCAAGUUUUGACCCUUCCAAGGACCCAUUGAAAUUUGUCCUAGCUGCUGGGACUGGAACUCUUCUCCUGGUGUCCCUGGUUGUACUGCGAAUAUAUAUGGGAUGGAGUUAUGUAGGUGAUAGGCUGCUUUCAGCGGUGAUACCUUACGAGGAAAGUGGGUGGUACGAUGGGCAGAUGUGGGUAAAGCCACCAGAGAUAUUGGCUCGUGACAGGCUGCUGGGAUCUUAUAAGGUAAAGCCAGUCAUUAAGUUGUUGAAACAAACAUUAGUUGGGACUGGAGUGUUGCUUGUUACUGCGGUAUCACUAUUCAUAUUUGCUGCUCCAGUGGAGAACUUCCUCCAUUCAGCUUUUGAUACAAAAGGAAACAAUUUGGAUCUUCCAACUUCUUCAAAGAACAAAUUCAACUUAAGAAAAGAAGAGUUGCUGAGCUUACCAGUAGAAGUGAAGGAUGAUGACGACCUAGCAGCUGCUGCAGCUAAGGCUGCUGAUGGAAGGCCAGUGUACUGCAGAGAUAGAUUUUAUCGUGCCUUAGCAGGUGGACAGUACUGCAAGUGGGAUGAUUUACUGAAUUAGCCCACAUAGCAUCAACUCAAUCUCUUAAGAGAACAUUAUACUUUAUAGGUUGUCUAUGCUUAGCAAUAGCUAUGACAAACAAAUAUUUGUUGUCAUCAACUAAAAUAGGACCUUUUGCACAAGGAGACACGGGGCAAGCCCAAUGCACCUUAAAUAUGAUGCAUCCUUUCUUUUCUUCUCCU
Elaeis guineensis (African oil palm) is the source of this 1687-nucleotide messenger RNA. Its product is annotated as protein CONSERVED IN THE GREEN LINEAGE AND DIATOMS 27, chloroplastic. The record is from RefSeq and is a predicted model, not a curated record. NCBI's taxonomy places the organism in Eukaryota, Viridiplantae, Streptophyta, Magnoliopsida, Arecales, Arecaceae.